Aspergillus mulundensis is the source of this 1296-nucleotide messenger RNA. Its product is annotated as DUF3716 domain-containing protein. Bases 1 to 1296 code for a protein of 431 amino acids. The transcript is spliced from 3 exons. NCBI's taxonomy places the organism in Eukaryota, Fungi, Ascomycota, Eurotiomycetes, Eurotiales, Aspergillaceae. The record is from RefSeq and is a predicted model, not a curated record.
AUGUCGGUCUCUCUAUCUCCUGAUCACCUGGAGCGUUCAGAACAUACCGUCAUGGACGGCGAAGUUCCACAGGAAAUCAACCACCCUAACAUCAGCUCCGCGCUCGCAUCCAGUACUUCGCCGAUCAACAACCCGGGUGCCGAAUUCGAGACCGAAAGACCUGGACGCGGUGACCGACCCACCACCUCGAGUGCCUCAGCUUCUAGCACCAGUUCCAAAGCUGGGGUCGACUUGAUUACCACGAGGAAGAAACGCCGUAAUAAUCAUGACCACUACUAUUCCGAUGAUGAGCUGCCUGCCGUGAGUCGACUUCAUAAUUCCGAGCCUAGAGUUCAGGUCCUCGUUGCCGAGCCGAGAGGUGAUCAUAAAAAGAAGGAUAGUGAUGGCCAGAAACGAUCUGAUAGAAAUGGCCGCAAAAGAAGGCACAGAGGGGGCCGAAGCCGCAGAAAUCGGAAGAGAUCUCCCCCGGUCGACCGAUAUAAUAGACCCAUUGACCGAUAUACGCCGGGCGAUAGGGACACGGAAGAAUGCAGCAAUGGAGUCAGCUUAUCAGUCCACCAGCAAGAACCAGGCCGGGAGCCAGGAGUCACAGCAGAUAACCUUCCCAUUCAGCCCCUGCGAUACCAGACCAGGGUAAUUGGGUACUACUCAAGGCGUCCAGUACUUCGAAAACUGGACUGGCGGAAUGCAAUGAUUACAAAUUCUAUGCCUAACGGCAAGGUGGGCGUCGACCACAAUUGCAGCACCGUUAACGAGCACAAAGACUGGCGCCCCCGGCCCUGGCUCGGAACGGUCCUGGACAUCGAGGCCGCCUUUAUUCAGACAAGAGGGAUGAUAGCUAAGAAGGCAUGCGUACCAUGUUCACUGGGACGGGGCCUUUGGCAGUCAUGCGUUGAGGAAGUCGAACUGGACCAUAGGGGAGUUUGCGCUAAUUGCCAACAAUCUGGUGAGCUCUGUACGAACUCGAUUUUAUACCAAAGGACCGGGGCGCAGGUCAGUCCCAAGCCUAGCCUAAGCAACGAGCCCGCUACUACUAUAAGAGAGGUAAUUGGAGCGAACAUGACCCCAAUCACGACUCUGAGCGCCAUAACAACAACUCCGCAACCGUUCUCCGAAGCCAGCAGUCAUGGUCGUCACAAAGUCCUUCCGUUCCCCUUGGGUCGAGAGGCCAUCCACAACCUUCCAUUACUAAGGGACGUCGCCGAUGACUUGAGAGGUCAUUUGGCGACAAUAAUGAAGCAGAUAAGGAAGCUCGAGGAAGUGGAGCAAGAAGAGGACCCCUGGAAUAACGUUUAA